UUGUGUAAUACCCUUUUUCUGAUGCAAGUCCUCCGCGGCAGUGGAGAGGGUGUCUCCUCUCAGCGGAGGAGAGCAGACCUCUCCUGCACCUGUCCCCUCAGCGGUGCUGCCAAAGCCGGAAACCGGAAGUUAGAAACCGGAACUCGGCUUCACAAUGAGGCUUGGAGCGCCGGUGCAGCCGCUCCAUCCAUCAUCUGUGCUCGUGGCUUGCCACACAAGAAUUUCUCCUCGCAUUUGGCGAACGGGCGAGUGGCUUUUUCAAGCCCUGUUGCAAUA
Molecule: messenger RNA, 276 nt
Organism: Staurois parvus
Lineage: Eukaryota; Metazoa; Chordata; Amphibia; Anura; Ranidae
Source: the annotation of a GenBank genome assembly